AUGGGAGCUUACGUUCCUGAUGGACGCGAUCUUGCAGCAUGGCUUGCCGAUGGUCCGAGGAGGGCAAAAGCGGCUUCUGAGGAAGAAGCAAGUCCAAAGGGCGGCUCAACAUCAAGGAGCGAAUCACCAACGGCCUCGUCUACGAUGCCUGCAAGGUCGCGCCUCCCGCUCGAGCUCAUUCUACAGAUCGCCCAAUACCUCGUCGAGCCCCUACCUCAUGCUCUACCUUUCGCAUCGUCCCACGACGUUCCCGUCGCGUCUUCAUCAUCUUCAAUACCGUCACCGACCGCCAUCUCCUCCCACUCGGCCCUGCUUCCCCCAGGCUACAACAUUGAUCGCCCCUCCUACCUGGCUGUCCUGCAUCUCUCCUCGCUUUCCCUCUCACUGCGUCGUCUCCUUGCCCCUUUGGUCUGGCAGCAAGUCUUGAUCAACCGCAGCGAUAGGUUGGGGAAGCUGCGUAGCCUGGUGGUGGACUACUACCAACGACUUGCCUCCUCCUUUAGCGAUGUAGACAGGCUCCUCUACCCCCUGCCACUUGUCCGUGUGCUCCGUAUCGAGAUGCCGGAUCGCUACCUCUCGUUCGACCAAGAGAUCCUCCGCCAUCUUCUGCGCUCGGGACUGAACGCAAGUACGGGUGGCCUGCACACCUUGGUAUGGGAUGCCGAGAUGCUCCCUUCUCCUGCCAUAUGGAAGUUACUGGGUGAAGGGGAGAAGAUGCUAGGAUUAGAGGCUGAGCUACAGCAGCGCAAGUGCCGGACGUUGGACAGGGAUCAGAUUCGCGCACUCGCGAACAGUGGUAGAGGCGAGGGGAUGUUCUACAAUCCAGAUCACCCGAGGAUACGCACGGCCAGGAGACGGAGUGGCAGCCGUGGAAGCAGCAACAGUGAUACGACGAGCAGUGAUGGGGCAAGUAAGGUAGGCGACAUUGAGGUGGAUGACAUGACUUUCGAGUCGCUCAGCUUGGCCAGCGCUGGACAGCAACGCAACAGCCGACCACCACGCCCCUGUGCGAACCACCAGCAGCAGAUGAGCGCCUUACAACGCCGCUCCCCUUCACGGCCUCCUCUUCCACGCGGUCUGCACUCCGUCUCCAUAAACUGCAAAGUCUUCUGGUCCCUUCACUCCGAAAUGUCGCGCCUCCGUUCCCUACAGCAUCUGCACCUCACCUCCUUCGACAGCCACCUGCUCCCGCCCCAUCUCCCUGGGCUCCUGAUCUCCCUGCAUCGGCCAUUGCGGUCUAUCUCCUUGUCGUCCAGCAAGACUUCCCUCUUGCAUGAUUGGGAUCUGAUACGGCGUGGUGUGCUGAGCAGAUUGGAGUGGAUGGAUGUUUAUCCCGUCACGCCGGAGUGGCCAUUGGUCCAAGGGCUGAGGAGCGCCGCGAGGUCAUUGCGGGGCUUGAGAUUGAUCCUGGACGUCAGUGGGAGCUUCGGCAACUUCGACCGACUCUGGCGUGACCUGGUCACGGGUGAUGACUUCGACAGAUACGGCGAGGAUGGCCAAGGCGAGAUCAGUCAAGCCCCAAGGCGCCUGGGCGACAGCAGCGGCGGCGGCGGCGACGAUGACGUUGGAGACGACGAGGAUAUCACCAUUGAUGAGAGUGAGGCAACCCUUGCAGCUCCCACGUCGCAGCCUCCGCACGAUCGUGCUACGAUCUUCUCGCGCCUCGAAUGGCUCGUAGUCGACCCCUUUCCACAACAAAACACGGCGCCUUCCUUUGUCGCCUUUCUUGAGACCUGCUGUCCCUCGUUGAAGUGGCUCAAUGGCAGAAGGAUAGACCAGGUGCCCAAAGGCCUGGAGAUGUGGGACUUUGAUCCGCAAAGGAUUUCAGGGGCGUUUCCUUACUAA
This is a messenger RNA of Jaminaea rosea, 1845 nucleotides long. RefSeq lists its product as hypothetical. Lineage: Eukaryota; Fungi; Basidiomycota; Exobasidiomycetes; Microstromatales. The transcript has 2 exons. The record is from RefSeq and is a predicted model, not a curated record. The coding region runs from base 1 to 1845 and encodes 614 amino acids.